UUACUUGCAAUAUAUAUAUAUUUUAAGUGAAAACGAAAAUGUUAUACCAGUACACAAACUGGUUUUCUGGUGACUCUGAAUACUAGACUUUAAAUUCAAGGGAAAAAAGAGAUAAUUGGGUGGGGAAGUCUGCGGUCACACAAGUUCCUUCCAAACCAUGCAGAAGUGCCCUUACAAAACUAUGUCUUGUUUCUGGGGAAAUGGAUCCUUCCUUUAUCUGACGUCAAGUGACUGAACUAUUGUUGUCCUCACAAAGACUCUUGGCUAGAAUUUCCAUUUGCCUUUCUAUUUAUUUAGUAAAAGGUGUUUGUGACGAUUCACUUUCAGAGAAAGAAGAAAAAGAGAGGAGGGAAUCCACGUCUUUAAGAGGCUAAGAGACAAAGUAUUGAAAUGGCCUGGAAAGGGUUCAGAAUUAACGCCAGCAAUGUUCACCUGGGGCCCAACUGGAAAGAAACAAAAGAAAAAUCAAUGUGCAGUCAAAGAACGGCCUCGUCUUUCUAGGCAGUGACCCUCUAGAAGAGCUCCAAGGAAGCUGUUCCUUAGCAACAGCCCUAAGGAACUGUCCCGAAACUGUCCCAAACCCUGAUGGUCAGCUCCAGCUUCUGCCUGGAAGUCAGACCGACUGCCGACGCCUCCUACCAGGGAAAUGCACGUGGCGGUGGUGGCAGCAGACGUGGUACUGCUCCUGAGCAUGGGGUGGACUUCAGACUCCCUCUGCUCGCCCACUGUUUUUUACAGAGACUGCUGGAUCCGUCGCUUCCCGGGUCUUCUCAUCAACCUGGAGGAGUCUCAGAAGAUGGGAGCCCAGUUCCUGAGGUAUUAUUCCGAGAGCACAGGCCAGAAAUGCAGUAGGAGCUGCUGUCUUAGGAGGGAUGUUGCGUGUAACUUGGCUGUCUUCUACCAUGAUCCUAUGCACGACAAUGUCAACUGCCUCCACAUUCACUGCCCAGCGCUGGAAAGCUGCAUAUUGGAGCCCGGAACCGGUGCCAUUUUGUACAACAUAACAGACGGUAUAGAUCCAGAUUUGCUGGUUUUUGGACAAUCACCUCCACCGUAUCUAAAUACCCGUUCUUCAUCUAAUAGAUGGGACAGACUAAGAAAUCUAAAAGCUAUGAAUUUAGAUAAACAACCAACCACCAUGAUAAGCCAAAUGCUACCAUCACUAGAGGCUCCAUCAUCAACCACACAUCAAGAUUUGGUUGUAAACGCAAGCCAUACCAGGUAUUCCAAGGAAUUAACCACAGAUUCUUGGGCAAGAUUCACCUCCCUGAAUGAUUCCAUUGCCACCACGGUAAAUAAGGUGUCACCCAGUGCUGAUUUCAUCAGCAAUCCAGAUAACAAGACUCUUUCUCCUUUCUUUGUGCCCAUAGACACAGAACUUUCUCAUAUGCCCAUUCCAUCCCGACUCAACAGCAGCAAACAGUUACCGAACAAAACCAAAGGGUACAGCAGCAGAAACCACACAUCUGAGAACGAAGGCAAAACACCGGACGGGGCACAUGUGACUCCGAAGACGUGGCUGGUUCCCGUGGCCCUCUGUACCUCUGUCCUCUUACUUUGCUGCUGUAUAGUCAUCCUGGCAUCUGGAUGCUGUCGAAAGAAGCGGGGCCAGUAUAAACCAGGACAGGGAAGGUCAGGAUCCAGGCGAACGAAAAAACGUAACAUUCUGAAGGAGAACUCUUAAUAGUGAAAGUUGUAAGAGUUACGAUUUUUAGUUUUCUGCAAGACCAGGGCAGUUUGGUUAAAAAAUAAUUGCAUAGGAUGCCCUCUCCUACCAGUGUCUAAAAAAGGCUAAUGCUUGAUAAGCAUAACUGCUUUUUUAUUGUUUCCGUUUUUUCUGAAUAGUGUCCUCUCUGCCAAAGUUCCGAAGUCCUGACCUCUGCCGUUAUUAGCAUCCUGAGAGAUGGUUCUAAGUGCUGUACAUGUAUAAACUCACUGGAUCCUCACAGUUCUGUGAGUGAGGCACACCAUUAUUAUCCACUAUACUACUGUUAUCCAAUUACACAGAUGAGGGAACUGAGAAGAGAGACCAAGUAUCUUGCCUAAAGUCACACAGCUAGUAAGUAGUGAAGCCAGGACUUAAUCUGUUUGAAAGUCCAUGCUCAGCAUCACUGUUAGACUAAAAGCUUCCGUUUUUCUAAUAAGCAUGGGAAAAGACAGGGAGGAAAAUGCUGUAACAUCUUAUUUGUCUCCCAUCAAGGUCAAAUUAUUGUUACAUGUUAAUAAAAUCUUACAGUGGUUUGAGCAAAAGAGCACUAUACAUUUUUAGUAACUAACCCAUGAGCAAAUGCUUCUGAUUUUUAUGUAGUUUUUCUAUGUCCCAUCGAUUAAUUCUUCUCAAUCCUAAUCCAUCUGCGUUUUCUAAAGAUGACACGCCUUUUAAUAAUUAUGGCACGGAGAUCUUCGAGUUUUGUGUUGACAUCUGUUGAAUAAAGCUUAUCCCCUUACUUGCAUAUAGUUUACCAGGUGCAAAUAUUAGCACUCGGUAUUUCAGCUCUGCCUACUUCUUACACCAGAUUUGCCCCCUAACUCUUAGACCCAUAAAUGUAGAAAACUGUAACUUAAGUCUCUAAUGAUCUUAAACUGUAGUCCUUUAAUCUCAUCCCUAAAACUCUUUAUAAUGUGAGAACAGAUAGUAAGACAACCAUAAGCACAAAGAAUGUAGAAGAGGAAAUCUUAUAAGAUUAAUAAAAUAGUACUGUUCUCUCAAAAUAUUAACUAUAAGUCUGAAUUUAAAAAUUCAAUCAAUUUGCCUUAACUCGCUAUUAUAUCUCGCUAUUUGUUCAACUUCCUUCCUCAUACAGUAGGAAAAAAGCCCCUGCUAUUUAGGGGGGAUAUCAAGAUUUAAAUUACCCCAAAAUUACAUUUAAAUAAAUAAUCCAGGAAGCUGUCUUUAAAAAUUUCUACAUACAUUCUUUUAAGAUUGCUUUUCUUUCAAAUGUAUACAAAUUACUUAAGCUUCCCAACAAACCAGGGCUG
This is a messenger RNA of Miniopterus natalensis, 2979 nucleotides long. It is a transcript of the gene MANSC4, whose product is annotated as MANSC domain containing 4. Gene Ontology annotation, molecular function: serine-type endopeptidase inhibitor activity. Lineage: Eukaryota; Metazoa; Chordata; Mammalia; Chiroptera; Miniopteridae. Gene Ontology annotation, biological process: extracellular matrix organization; epidermis development; epithelium development. The record is from RefSeq and is a predicted model, not a curated record. Gene Ontology annotation, cellular component: plasma membrane.